AUGGAAGGGAAGUACGCCGAGCUCCCCACCGAGGAAGACUUGAUGGAGAUGAUGAUGGAGAGGAGCUUCACUGAGCAGGACGUGAAGCAUGAGGACAGGUCUCUGAAGAAAAUAAUCCCCAGGACUAAACUGUGCAGAGGCUUGUACAACAGAUACUGUGUGCUGGAUGUAAAAGAGGUAUAUGGACGCAGAGAGGAGAAACAUCUCACUAUUACAGCCAGCCAGGAAGGAGAGGAUACAGAGAUCUGCAUUCUCAAGGAUGACUGGGUUGAUCUGCAUGUAAAGCCUGGUGAUAUAAUACAUCUUGAGGGCAACAACACACAGAAUACAUGGACUGUAGACAGGGACUCUGGCUAUCUUAUUUUAUACCCUGAUCUUCUCAUAUCCGGUACCAGCAUAGCAAAUGCCAUACGAUGUUUGAGGAGAUCGGUGUUAGGUGAAAAAUUUAAGGCCUCCGAUAAAGGAUCACGGCAAAUGCUGAUCGGCACCAUCUUGCAUGACAUCUUCCAGAAAGCAACUACGCGAGGGUUUGGCAGUGAUGUACUGCAAAAGCUUGCUCUUCAAACUGUGCAUGGACCCAAAUAUCUGAAAGAAAUGUACCAGCUGAACUUAAACCAAGCUGAUAUAAUGCAAGACGUAGAAGAAUAUCUUCCAUCUUUUGAAAAGUGGGCAAGUGACUCUCUGAUCCCUGCCCACCAACAACUAGCGACACUGAACUUAUCAGCUGGUGGAAGUGCAGUUCAAGUGUCUGAGUUUUUGGACAUUGAAGAAAAUAUUUGGUCACCAAGAUUUGGUUUGAAAGGAAAAAUUGAUGUAACCGCCACUGUAAAAAUACACCAGAAAACCAAAAGCCAAUUGAAAACCAUGCCUCUGGAGCUAAAAACUGGCAAGGAGUCUAAUUCCAUAGAGCACAGAAGUCAGGUUAUUCUGUAUACUUUGCUAAGUCAGGAAAGGAGAGAGGAUCCGGAGUCUGGUCUACUCUUAUAUUUAAAGACUGGAACCAUGUACACAGUACCUGCAAAUCAUCUAGACAAAAGAGAAUUACUUAAAAUACGUAAUGGGUUGUCAUUUCAUUUGGAAAAUUUAGUGCAUAAAUCCAAUAAUGGAAGUAAAGAAAGCAGACUCUCCACAUUGCCAUCAAUGAUCGCUGACAAGCAAGCCUGCAAAUUUUGCUCACAACUUCGAAAUUGUGCCCUUUACAGCAGGUCCGUAGAGCAACAGAGUGGAUCUGUCUACAUACCCAAUGAAAUGCUCCCUGUUAUUGACAGUCAAACUGGACAUCUGAAAGACUCCCACUUGCAGUACUUCAAUCUCUGGUACCUCAUGUGCUCUUUGGAGGCCCACUCAAAGGAAUCAAAAAAUGGUCGCAAAAAUAUCUGGAUGCUGUCAGCAGCUGAGAGGGAAGAUGAUGGCCAGUGUAUUGGGAACCUUAUUAGGACAGAAAGUGUGCAGCCAUUGGCAGAAGGGCAGUACCUUCAUACCUUCCAACGCCAAUCUGGUAACAUUCCAGCUACCAAUCUGGUGUCUGGGGAUAGAGUUGUAGUAAGUGGAGAAGAGAAAAAAUUCCUUGCCCUCUCUACCGGCUUUAUCAGAGAGGUUAAUGAGAAUAAUAUAACCUGCAUUUUGGACAGGAGCCUAGCCAAGAUUCCUCAAGGUACUAUUUUUAGACUUGACCACGAGGAAGGAGGGGGUGGUCUGGAAUCCCAUCUAGGAAACUUAUCAAAGCUUAUGGAAAAUUCUCCUGGAAGUGAGAAACUUCGAGAUUUGAUCAUUGACUUUGGAAAGCCUCACUUUGUUCAGUAUCUAAGCUCAGUUCUGCCUCAUGAUGCCAAGGACACUGUUGCCAACAUUUUAAAAGGCCUUAACAAGCCACAAAAGCAAGCAAUGAAACGAGUCCUACUCUCAAAAGACUAUACACUUAUUGUUGGCAUGCCCGGCACAGGGAAAACUACAACCAUCUGCACUCUGGUAAGGAUUCUCUAUGCCUGUGGAUUUAGUGUGUUGCUGACCAGUUACACACACUCUGCGGUUGACAAUAUUCUGCUGAAGCUGAAAAAAUUUCACGUGGGAUUUCUGCGCUUGGGGCGAACACAAAAGAUUCAUCCAGAGGUUCAGAAGUAUGGAGAAGAAGAAAUCUGCAAAGCCAAGUCAAUAAAGACAUUAAGUGGUUUAGAAGAACUCUAUAGCAGCCAGCCUGUGGUUGGGACAACAUGUAUGGGAGUCAGCCAUCCAAUCUUCACUCGAAGGAGGUUUGAUUUCUGCAUUGUGGAUGAAGCAUCUCAGAUCAGUCAGCCAAUCUGCCUCGGCCCCUUGUUCUUCGCUGACAGAUUUGUUUUAGUGGGUGAUCAUCAGCAACUUCCUCCUCUUGUUCAAAGUGCAGAAGCCAGAGAGCUAGGAAUGAGUGAAAGCUUGUUCAAAAGACUGGAGAGGAACCAAGAUGCAGUUGUCCAACUGACUGUGCAGUAUCGCAUGAAUAGCAAAAUAAUGUCCCUGAGCAAUAAGUUGGUAUAUGAAGGACGCCUAGAGUGUGCCUCUGAACGGGUGGCUACAGCCAUAGCCCAACUACCUCAACUCAAGUCUUUAAAGCUGGAGCUGGAAUUCAGGGAGACUCCUGAAAGUACAUGGAUCAAAGAUGUUCUGGAGCCUAGUAACCCUGUCUUCUUCCUGAAUACAGAGGAGAUCCCAGCUCCGGAGACAGCAGAGAAAUGUGGUGUCAGUAACUUGGUUGAAGCUAAGCUGGUAGCCUAUCUGGCAUUUCUUUUUGGGAAGGCUGGCUGUAAACCAUCAGACGUUGGGAUUAUUGCUCCCUAUCGUCAGCAGUUAAAAGUCAUUUCUACAUAUUUUGCAAAGCUGUCCUCCAGCACUGUAGAGGUUAACACUGUAGACAAGUACCAGGGGAGAGAUAAAAGUGUGAUCAUCGUUUCAUUUGUCAGAAGCAAUGUUGAUGGAAAGCUUGGUGAUCUUCUGAAGGAUUGGAGGAGACUGAAUGUGGCCCUCACACGAGCCAAGCACAAACUGAUCAUGGUGGGCUGUGUUCCAACUCUUUCUCGCUUUGACUCACUACAGCAACUGAUCAGCUAUCUGAUCAGUGAAAAUUUAAUUCUCAAUCUUCCUCCAGCAGCUCAUGAACAUCUCCUUGGCUGA
Nanorana parkeri is the source of this 3144-nucleotide messenger RNA. RefSeq names its product DNA replication helicase/nuclease 2 (gene DNA2). Gene Ontology annotation, cellular component: cytoplasm. Gene Ontology annotation, molecular function: 5'-flap endonuclease activity; single-stranded DNA helicase activity. The record is from RefSeq and is a predicted model, not a curated record. Gene Ontology annotation, biological process: replication fork reversal. NCBI's taxonomy places the organism in Eukaryota, Metazoa, Chordata, Amphibia, Anura, Dicroglossidae. The transcript has 21 exons. The coding region runs from base 1 to 3144 and encodes 1047 amino acids.